AAGCUGUCAACACCUACACAUUGCGCGGAGCUCUUGAUAUUGCAUAGCGUGGCAUCGAGUGUUAUUAUCCUAAACCAUUACCUCAUACGUUGCCCGAUCGGCUACCACUUUCCCGCGACAUCCUCUCCAUCAUGUCCGAAGUCACCUUCUGCAAGACGUUCCUCGGCGCAAUCGAUUCUCGCCCCGUCAAGCUCUCUUCCGACUAUGUAUCAGAUGCGCGAACCUACUCGGCGAUGGGCGUUCCCAUCCUGCCCCGUCUCCCGCAAGGCCACCCCCAGCGCCCCAACCCCAAGACCGCCGCCAACGCUUCAACAGCCACAAUCAACAUCUCCCUGAAGCCGAUGAAGCCCACGAAUCCAACACUCCCUCUAUCCGCCGUUGACCCCAGCAAGACUUCUGUCUACGAUCUCAAAUCGCAGUACGCAAGCAGUACUAGCAUACCCGCUGCGAAGAUCAAGAUUCUGUAUAAGAAGAAGCCUGUCACAGAUUCCAAGCUUGUUUCGGAGGUUAUUGGUACGGAUGCAGGCAACGACGUUGAGUUCAGCGUUAUGGUCAUGGGCGGCGCAACGGCGGGUGCUUCGACGCCGAGCGCAGAGUCGCCUGUACAGAGCCCUGCAGCCGUUGCACCGAGCGAGAGUGAUAAGGGGUUGGCUGGUGCUAAUGCUGGAGCGAACAUGGGUGCUGCGGGAGGGGCAGCAGCGGUUGGGCCUAGCGGGAAAGAGGUUGUGGCUACUGAGGAAUUCUGGGGGGAUCUGAAGAACUUUGUCUUGCAGCGGAUAAAGGAUGAGCAAGAGGGGGAUAGGCUGGUGAGCGUGUUCAGGCAGGCUUGGGAGGCUGAUAGGUAAUCGCUAAGAUAUUGCGAAGUGGGAGUGACCCAACGGCCCAAUGAACAAAUCACGUCACUUCAUGCGGGUGGAUAGUUUGAACGUCUUUCAUCUGUGAUAUUUCGCCGAGUCAUCGUUGCCAGACCUCGAGUGGUCUGGCAACAGACAUAUCGAGC
Boeremia exigua is the source of this 1000-nucleotide messenger RNA. RefSeq names its product cell-cycle control medial ring component. NCBI's taxonomy places the organism in Eukaryota, Fungi, Ascomycota, Dothideomycetes, Pleosporales, Didymellaceae. The transcript has 2 exons. The record is from RefSeq and is a predicted model, not a curated record. Gene Ontology annotation, molecular function: protein binding. The coding region runs from base 132 to 845 and encodes 237 amino acids.